UACAAAAAUCCAACUUGCAUGUAUUCCCCCCCUCUCUCUCUCACUUCCACUCAAUUUUUCUCCCAUCACCAACCUCACUUCCCCUUCUAUAUAACAAGGAGAUUUGCACUCACCCUUUCUCAGUUUCACACUACUCUCUCUUAACUCUCAACCCUAAUACACCACCAUGGCCGCAGCCCGAGCCGUCGUAAUCCUCUCAUUCCUCCUCCUCAUCUCGGCCUCCUUCACCUCAGGGUGUGGCACGUGCAAGCCGCACCCGGCGCCCAAGGUGCCCCCGGUGAACCCAUUCUGCCCCAGGGACACGUUGAAGCUCGGCGUAUGUGCUGACCUCCUUGGCCUGGUGAAUGUGGUGAUCGGGGAGCCCCCGUCGGGCGACAAGUGCUGCCCGCUGCUAGAGGGGCUUGCCGACUUGGAGGUGGCAGCAUGCCUCUGCACUGCCAUCAAGGCAAAUGUGCUCGGCAUCAACCUAGACGUCCCGGUGGCGCUCAGCGUCUUGCUCAGCGCUUGCCAGAAAACGGUUCCCCCCGGUUUCAAAUGUGAUUGAAUGCAGUGAGAACUGAGAAGUUCAUUAAAACUUGAGAUUGAUUUGUGUUGUGUUCCUCUUCUUUGUUUGUGUGUGCUCUCUCCCUCUCUCUCUCUCUAUUUAGGCUUGAAUGAUUUAAUUUCAUGCAAUAGGCUAGGCAAGACUGUUUGCCUUUGUUAUUAGUGUCUAAUAACUAAUAAUGCAUUGCAUUUGUUACCAAUCUGCAGUAGUAUGUAUUAUUGUGCCGAUUUGAUGCUCCAUGUGUCCAAAAUUAUCGAAUUGCUGGAUUUAUUUCA
This is a messenger RNA of Salvia splendens (bonfire salvia), 819 nucleotides long. RefSeq names its product 14 kDa proline-rich protein DC2.15-like. The coding region runs from base 167 to 544 and encodes 125 amino acids. The transcript has a single exon. Lineage: Eukaryota; Viridiplantae; Streptophyta; Magnoliopsida; Lamiales; Lamiaceae. The record is from RefSeq and is a predicted model, not a curated record.